AUGGCAAAAUCUGAGGAACACUUUGUUGGAGGGAGUAUGUUUGGAUGGGACCCUAUACCUUCUAAUGACUUGAACAGUUGGUCAUUGAAUCAGCACUUUCGUGUGAAUGAUUGGCUAUAUUUUGGAUAUGACAAACGCUAUUUCAGUGUCCUAGAGGUGAACAAAACAAGUUAUGAGAACUGCAUAGAUGCAGGAUUCAUUAAGAACGUAACCGGAGGCGCUGGACGAGACGUUCUUCCCCUGACAGAGAAGAAGACUUAUUACUUUAUAAGUGGAGGAGAUUACUGUAAGCAAGGGUUGAAGGUUGCCAUUAAUGUUAAUGAUAAUGUUGCACCAGCUCCUGCACCUACAUCUCACAAAAGUGGUGCUCCUUCUGCUUUAGAUGCUUCUAAUAUCUACCAUGCAAUUGUGGGGCUCAUCUUAAUCUUGAUGUUCACCAAAUUCUUGGGAUAA
Messenger RNA from Trifolium pratense (red clover), 453 nucleotides. Its product is annotated as lamin-like protein. Gene Ontology annotation, molecular function: electron transfer activity. Gene Ontology annotation, cellular component: plasma membrane. Lineage: Eukaryota; Viridiplantae; Streptophyta; Magnoliopsida; Fabales; Fabaceae. The coding region runs from base 1 to 453 and encodes 150 amino acids. The transcript is spliced from 2 exons. The record is from RefSeq and is a predicted model, not a curated record.